AUGCGCAUCCUCCAGACUAACCUGGGAAGGUCAAGGCGAGCGCAAUACCUGCUCUAUCAAACCAUUCGGGAAAGCACGGUCGCCCUAGCGUUCGUGGCAGAACCAUACAGAGUUCUGGAUUCUCCGGAAUGGGUCGGAGAUACGGAUGAAAUGGUUGCUGUCACCUGGACAUCAACGCCGGGGGCGUUCGCCCACGGAGCCCUGCUGGAGCGCGGCAACGGAUACGUCGCGGUCGAGUGGGCAGGGAUGGGGGUGGUGGGAGUGUACGCGUCACCUAACAGCGGAUGGGCAGCGUUCGAGGAAUUCCUGGACGGGGUUAGCGACUGCGUUAGGCGACGACUUCCCCGGAAAGUACUCGUCCUAGGAGACUUCAACGCGCACUUCACGGAAUGGGGGAACGCUAGGACCAACGCGCGCGGCCGCACGCUGUCAACCUGGGCCGCGGGACUUGGACUUCUAUUGGUGAAUAGGGGCUCGACCCGUACCUGCGUGGCGUGGAGAGGGAGCUCCAUCGUCGACAUCACAUGGGCCUGCCUCGAUGCAUUCAGAAGGAUCUCAGGCUGGAGAGUAGCUGAAGGGGUCGAGACACUUUCGGACCACUUCUACAUAUUCAUGGAGGCAGACACACCUGGAUCCCGAACGUGGACUACAGGCGAUGGUCGCGGCCCGUCGAGAAAAGGACACGCACGCCCACCGCCAAGAUGGAAGGUUAAGGAGAUGAACGGGGAUCUACUCCGGGCGGCUGCCAUAGCAACAGCUUGGAGCUGGGAGGCCCCGACGACGACAACCGAAACAGACGUGGAAGAGAAGGCCGAGAACCUACGCCGAGCCAUGACAGCAAUCUGCGACGCAUCCAUGCCACGUGCCACACGGUGCGAAGCAGGGCAGUCUACUGGCGGAACUCUGACAUCGCGGAGCUGA
This is a messenger RNA of Bombus impatiens (common eastern bumble bee), 921 nucleotides long. RefSeq lists its product as uncharacterized. The record is from RefSeq and is a predicted model, not a curated record. Lineage: Eukaryota; Metazoa; Arthropoda; Insecta; Hymenoptera; Apidae. Gene Ontology annotation, molecular function: catalytic activity. Bases 1 to 921 code for a protein of 306 amino acids. The transcript has a single exon.